AUGACGACUAGUGUUAACCUAAGGCAGACUUUGUUAUGCAUUGGAAUCGUGGUUCAAGCUUUGGCUGCUCGACAGAACGAAGUAGUGAACUUCGUAACUCAGCUUGCAUUGGACCUGCAGAAGCAGCAGUUUGUUGGUGUGUUUAAUUGCUGGAUACUGCAUUUCGCCGAUGACUCAACUUAUUCCACGAUACAAAGUGAAUUAGCUUACCGCCUAAGCGCAAACUAUAUUAGCCUGAUGCAAGUCAAACAUCGAGGCGAAUACAAGACGGCUAUACAGGACCCCAGCUUGGCUGUUAUUAUAUUGGGAAACAACACAAUUGAUAACAACGAUAGCAACUUUCUCUAUUGGCUAGCACGCACACCCUUUGAAUCCACUACCAUUGUGCUAUAUGAGCAUGAUGCUACCAAGAUGCAGCUUUUGAGAAUCGGAAACUAUCUGGCAAUGAUGAAGUUGUGGAAUGUUAUACUGAUUCCCAUCAAUAUCGAUGCAGUGUACACUUUUCAUUAUGGACCUUUGCGCGUCUUAAGCCACACAGGAUAUCCGGAAUCUAAGGAGCUUUUCUACGAUCGUCUUGCAACCCUACAAACCAGAUAUGUACGAACAGCACUUACACAGAAAAUUUAUACUAGAACAUUAUGCAAUACAAUACCUGGUGAGGAUUUGGCAUUGUUCAAGUUGUUUGCAGAUACGAUCAACAUGCAGCUUAUUGUGGAGGAAUUCAACUGUGGUCGAAACGAGACUCUGUUGAAGUGUUGCUCAAGAUACCCUAAUGUGGACUUUCUAAUUAAUCGAUUUUUCUAUGAAGAGUAUAACAAAUACAGUGUUAGCUGCAUGAUGAUGGAACAAAUUGCUAUAGCUACACCUAAGGGACGGUUUCUCACGAUCUGGGAGAUUCUGGUACAGCCAUUUCAGCAGUCCGUUUGGUGGAUAAUGUUAGCUAUCUGCUUAGGGUUCGAAGUCUUGGAGAUCGUCAUACCCACGAUGUUUAGUAACAGUCUCGUCAGUCUCGCGCUGUUCGGAUUCGAGAAGUUUCAGCUACGUUUCACAAAACCUACCGAGAAGGUAACAGCCAGUGCAUUAAUUAUGUUGUUUUUCCUAAUGACAUGUGCGUACGAAGCGAAACUCAUUUCAUACAUAACAGAAACUCCGCGAGAACCGGGAGCUUCAUCCAUUCGCGAGCUGCACGAUCGCAACAUUACCGUCCAUCACAAAAACUUCAACAUUACGCACUUGAAGAAAUUGGAAGGAUUGCUAGCGAACUCAGAAAAAAAUUUCGUUGUAUUUGAUGGAUUAACUAUCGUAGAUAACCGAAUCACCUUGAGCAUCGAAAUGAUCCAUAACGAAAUAGAUGGAGUAAACAAUAUUCCUUACAAGAUACUUGACGAGACUGUGUUUGAAAUAAUGGCAUUUUUUACUUUCCAACCUAAGUCACCGGCUCAAAAGCCAUUCGUCAAAUACCAACAAAGGGUGUUUGAAGUUGGUUUACCCUUGCAUUGGCGUAAGGAGAUGCUGCGCUGUUAUCGUCAUCAUGCAACCUUAAUAAGAUUAAAAGCGCAUCGAAAGCUAACGGAACACUUAAUACAAAUAGACAAAUUAAAGCCUUUACUAACGUUUUUCGGCAUUCAGUGGGCAAUUGAAGUGGGAUUUUUUAUUGUGGAAGUUAUCGUGGGAAGAUAUUUUACAAUUAAUCGUAAGCAAACAUUAUGUCAAUGA
Anopheles maculipalpis is the source of this 1716-nucleotide messenger RNA. RefSeq lists its product as uncharacterized. The record is from RefSeq and is a predicted model, not a curated record. The transcript has a single exon. Lineage: Eukaryota; Metazoa; Arthropoda; Insecta; Diptera; Culicidae. Bases 1 to 1716 code for a protein of 571 amino acids.